Messenger RNA from Plodia interpunctella (Indianmeal moth), 1180 nucleotides. It is a transcript of the gene NPF2, whose product is annotated as pro-neuropeptide Y-like. Gene Ontology annotation, cellular component: extracellular region. Gene Ontology annotation, molecular function: hormone activity. Bases 50 to 331 code for a protein of 93 amino acids. The record is from RefSeq and is a predicted model, not a curated record. The transcript has 3 exons. Lineage: Eukaryota; Metazoa; Arthropoda; Insecta; Lepidoptera; Pyralidae.
UCAAUCUAAAGCGAGCUUUCGUACAGUACACCGAAUAUACGCAGUCACAAUGCGCGCGCUCGUAUCCGCCAUUUUGUUGCUGUCGGCCAUCUUGUCGUGCGCGUCGCAAGCGCAGUACCCGCGCCCGCGGCGCCCAGAGAGAUUCGACACAGCCGAGCAGAUCUCCAACUAUUUGAAGGAGCUUCAGGAGUAUUAUUCGGUCCACGGGAGAGGCAGAUAUGGCAAACGUCAAAUGCACAUAGCUGAUGCAUCUGUCAUCUUCCGAGAAACCCCUUUUAUGGAUAAUACAAUGAACCAAGACGUUUUAUUUAAAGCCCUCGGAUAUAAGUAAAGAUAUGCAAAACUGUGGCCGUGUACAAUGUCGAAUUUCUUUUUAAUUUCGCGGGAAACAAAAUGAUCUCUAUUUUUUCUUAGGCUUAGAAAUAACAGUCCAUAAUGCCAAAGAGUAUAGUCAAUUCUGUCCGUCUUAAUUUAUAUAAUAUUUACCGUCUUACUUGUAAAUACAUCGUGCCAUUAACCUUGGAGUACAAUCUAAAUAAGUAGGUUUAGGACAAUAUUGAAAAUAGGCUACUUUCAAACUAAUCACUUGACUGAAUAUUUCUAGACGAUAUUCCGAGAACAAAAAACUAUCGAUGGUAAAACAAUCGUUUUUCCCGAAACGCUCUUUUAACUCAAGUGUCUAGAAAUGUCAUUCUAAGAACGGGUUCCACACAUGGAAUUAGUAGGACCAAGUACUUACUAAAUCCAUGGUUACACCAUUCAACUUUGACGUUGACUUCAACAUGCGCGUUGCCGACGCCCAUUUAAACAAAAUGGCGUAUUUUACGUUUUUCGUCGAUUAAGUGCAACAUAACAAAGUUUUACAAAUUAUACAUUAUAAUAGGUUAAUAGCACGAUGAAAAAAACUGUGGAUAUUGCUAAAAACAGCUCCUAGGCUGGGUGGGAUCGUUUUUAGUGAUUGCGAAUCCUAAACUAUUUUAAGAUAGUUUAUAUAUAAAUAGUUUAACAUUAUCCAUGCAUACAACAAUGUUUAAAUCUGCUGUUUUAUUUCAAUAUAUACCUAUCUAUAUAUAUAUAAAUAUAUCAGGACAAAUCACACAGAUUCAGCUAGCCCCAAAGUAAGUUCGAGACUUGGGAUACUAACUCAACGAUACUAUAUUUUAUAACAAAUACAUAUAUA